Molecule: messenger RNA, 836 nt
Organism: Scatophagus argus
Lineage: Eukaryota; Metazoa; Chordata; Actinopteri; Scatophagidae
Gene: mrpl27
Product: mitochondrial ribosomal protein L27
Exons: 4
Coding region: 53-517 (154 amino acids)
Biological process (GO): translation
Cellular component (GO): ribosome; mitochondrial large ribosomal subunit
Molecular function (GO): structural constituent of ribosome
Source: RefSeq, a predicted model, not a curated record
CUUGAAUGCACCAAAAAUAUCCGGAUGUGACGCAAAUACGGAAGUGACGCACAUGACAUUUUUCAACAUGGCAGCGCUGGCGUCCUUGAUGCUCAAGUCCAGAGCAGUUUCAGGUCUGUUGGUGCCUGGUCAGUCCUCUCUUCUGGACUCUGUGAGGUUUGCAUCUAAGAAGGCUGGUGGUAGCUGUAGGAACCAAGGAGGAAGGAAACCUGGCCGGAGAUAUGGUUUCAAGAAACAGGAUGGUAACUUUGUCCAUGCGGGUAACAUCCUUGCAACCCAAAGGCUGAUGAGAUAUCACCCAGGAGCUCAUGUGGGGAUGGGGACCAACAGGACACUCUUUGCUCUGGAGGACGGCUACGUCAGGUUCACCAAGGAGGUCUACGUCCCACCACCACGCAGCAUGAAGGCCACCAGGAUCAUCACCAAGCUGCCCAAAGGAGCCGUGCUCUACAAGACCUUCAUCAACAUCCUGCCACUCAAACAGGAGGGCAAGUUUAAACUUCUGGGCUUGGUGUAAAACUGACAGGACUGGACUGGGAGGUCCUAAUUUCCCAGAUGUUGUUGCAGUGGCCAGGAUCAGAAAGGAUUGUUUUGACUGAAACUAUGGCUGAUUUCCAGAGAUGGAAGUGAACAGCAGACCGCGAGCCACAGAGGAGUCAGUGAAACCUCCUGAGCUUCCUGCCUCUGAGGUCCAAGAUGAUGUGACACUCUAUUGACUUAAACACACACAAGAACAGGUUAAAAGUGUGUAACCAUGUGUUGAAGUCAUUCAUUACUGUUAUUGGUCUCUGUAUUGUACUUAAUUUACUGUAUUAAAGUUUUAUAUGUGAAAGUCA